This is a messenger RNA of Oncorhynchus masou masou (cherry salmon), 2216 nucleotides long. Its product is annotated as transmembrane protein 47-like. The transcript is spliced from 3 exons. The record is from RefSeq and is a predicted model, not a curated record. Gene Ontology annotation, cellular component: cell-cell junction; membrane. Gene Ontology annotation, biological process: cell-cell adhesion. Bases 147 to 665 code for a protein of 172 amino acids. NCBI's taxonomy places the organism in Eukaryota, Metazoa, Chordata, Actinopteri, Salmoniformes, Salmonidae.
GAGAGGACUUUAUGAGGGUUUGCACCACAACUUGCUGUAGUCGAUUCUGAACUUUCGGAUCUGAUCGUGCUUGAGGACCCUGUCGCAGCUUUUAUUUUCUCCUCAAUUUCAACACGCGUGGAUCCAAGUCAACUUAAUAUGAAAAAAUGUCGAUAAAUGAAGUGUACGUUUUCCGACCGUUCAAGUUGAUUGCUUUACUUUGUAUAUUUCUGGCAUUGUGUCUGGACAUCGUAGCGUUAUUGAGCCCCGCCUGGGUAACGGCAGAGCGUUUUUCUUUGUCGCUAUGGGAAUCAUGCACUGAAACAGAGGCUGGCUGGAGAUGCCUUUCCACUCUCACAUCUGACUGGCAGAUCGCCACUCUGGUGCUGCUGCUGGCCGGUGCUGCGGUGACUCUGGUGACCUUCUUGGUGGCCCUCAUCUCCCUGUGCCGGGGGACACGCAUACGUCACUACCGCAUGGUGGCUGUGUUCCUGUUCACUGCAGUGGUCCUUCAGGCCUGUGCACUGGUCCUCUACCCAAUCAAGUUCAUUGAUGGAACUGUCCUCCAGACCUACCAUGAGUUCAACUGGGGCUACGGACUGGGCUGGGGAGGCACCAUCUUCAUGCUAGGGGGAGGCAUCCUCUUCUGCCUCCCGACGGACAUGUAUGAGGACGCUAUGUACUGAGUCCUCUCUCUCCUACUCUCUAUAUCUCUCUCUUGUUCUUUCUGUCACACACAAACAAAUAUUGACAUUCACUCUCUUGUGCGACAACACACCCACACAAACACAUCCUUCCUCUGCCCACGUAGACAAGCUUCGACACCUACAUACAGUACAUCUCUGUUAUUUAUAGACAGUGUGUGAGGCCUCCUGGCUCUGGCUGAUCAGCAGGAGAGAUGAAGUCUGAGGAGCAGCUGUGUGGAGAGAAUGUCUGCCUGUCCCCAGUGGGGUGCCAGAGACCCUCACCACGGUCAGACAGACAGACAGCCAUGAUGUUAAAUCACAGAAAUGGUUUUGGACAGACGGGCCACUCGACCUAUGAACUUUUCUAUAGCGCAUCCCAUUCGUAGAGCAACAAGGAAGUAGAUUCUCUGAGCUCUACCCUCUGGGCUGAGGUGUUUAUAUAAGGGAUUGUUACAGUAUAUGGGCCAUCCCACCAAAUCGAUGCCUUUUGAAAAAAAUUACUUUGGAUUUCACAUUUUAACAUUCUGUCAUAAAGAGCAAAUGUUCAACUUAAUAAACGUUUUCCCAUCUCAAAAUAAAUAAAAAAGACAAUAGAAAGUGCCUAUUACAUGCCGAAUAAAGUAACAGAGUUGACAAUUUAAUCUUAAAUCAGCCAUGAAUUCUGUUUUGACUUGGGGAAUGGAAGCUUGUUGUUUGCAACAGGGAGUGGCAAUUGAAUGCAAGCUUCACCAAAAAUGUUUAAUUGUUUUAACAUUUCUAGUAUGUCUAUCUAUGGGUAACAGGGUUGACGUGUUGUGCUCGACCCCCUCACUUUCCACGACAGACACCAGAAAAAGUCCAAUAGGAGUAGAGCCAGCUCACCUGCUUUUACACUAUGAUUUGACUAUGAAAUGUUUCUUUAAAAAAACUAAGGCAUAGUUUCACCAUAUUAAAAUGAGAGUUAAGAUAAUGUAACAGGGAUGACCUUAAAAUGAGGGGCAGAGGUAAAUGAUUCACUAAUCACAUUAAAUCAAUUAUUUUGUCAAAGCAACUUCAUAACUAGGGCUUUACAAUGACGGUGAAAACGUACAGAAUUGUAGGGUUAAGUGGGGUAAAAUAUUACAAGUCACAGAGGUGCAUGGAGGGACAUGUCAAAAUACACAAUUUGGGCUCUUUAGCUAGGCUUUAUUCAUAUUGAAAAAUGUAUCCAUGUGGUCUAUAUUCAGUUAAUAUAAAAGUCUUUUAAAAUGUAAUAUCGGUGGACAAUGUUUACUUAAAAUAGCAAAUGGAUGCAAAAGGCACUCUUUUAGUGGCACGACCCAUAUAUUCCUUCUUUUCUUUUGUGUAUUUUUUUGUGAUGACGACAUAAUAUUGUUAAUGUAUUUAUGGUAUCACUUAUCUUGCUAUCUAUUCUCCCACAGGAAGAUAUACAUUUUAUGUAUUGCUGUUUAAUAAUUGCAGUUUCUGAACACUGAGAACUUAAAAUGGGUGAAUCCCAAAACAUGCCUGGUUUUCUAACUCCUCCUGACAUUUGUAGUGUAAAAUAAACAGUACUGAUAUAUAUGCAAUAAU